CUGCAUCAGAGCCAGCUGGAGCUCCAGGAGGCGCGGCUCUCCUCCCGGCAGCUGCAGGUGAAGGUGGAAGAGCUCACCGAGGAGAGGAGCCUGCACAGCUCCGCUACCACCAGCACGUCUCUCCUGUCCGAGAUAGAGCAGAGCAUGGAGGCUGAGGAGCUGGAGCAAGAGAGAGAGCAGCUAAGACUGCAGCUCUGGGAGGCCUACUGCCAGGUUCGCUACCUCUGCUCUCACCUCCGAGGGAACGACAGUGCCGACUCGGCCGUCUCCACGGACUCCUCGAUGGACGAGUCUUCAGAAACUUCAUCCGCCAAGGAUGUGCCGGCUGGCAGCUUGCGCACGGCCCUGAGCGAGCUCAAGAGGCUGAUACAGAGCAUCGUGGAUGGCAUGGAGCCCACGAGCUCCCGGAGAAUUGACGAUGACUCCUUAGAAGAACAGAUAAGGCAGACCAGUGAGGACUCGAGAGCCCUAAGGGAACUCAUGGAGGGAGAGAGGGGUAAACUGAGGCAAAGCCUAGAGGAGCUACAGCAACUCCACAGUCAGGUGACGUUGCUGAGUGUCGAGAUGACUGCCCUGAAGGAGGAGAGAGACCGACUCAGAGUGACGUCCGAGGCCAAGGAGCCAAAGGAGCAGCUUCAGAAGGCCGUCCGGGACCGCGACGAGGCUAUUGCAAAGAAGAAUGCUGUGGAGUUGGAACUCGCCAAGUGCAAGAUGGACAUGAUGUCUCUGAACAGCCAGUUGCUGGAUGCCAUUCAGCAGAAACUGAACCUCUCGCAGCAGCUUGAGGCUUGGCAGGAUGACAUGCACAGGGUCAUUGACCGGCAGCUGAUGGACACGCACCUGAAGGAACGGAGCCGGCCUGCUGCCGCCCUGUCCAGGGCCCCCGGCGCGGGGCGUGCGGACGAGCCCGGCCCCGCCGAAGGCAAGCGGCUCUUCUCAUUCUUCAGGAAAAUUUAGGUCGGGAGGAGUCAGGCCAGCAAGGAUGGGUGGACUAGAGGUGACUGAAACGGGGUGCGUGCGAGGGCCCAGCACACCAUGCUUGCACACGAGGGCUCCCCUGGGCCAGCUCCGCGGCCGCACUGCCCACCCACACUGGGGCCGAGUCGUCCAGAAGGGCCCACGCGGCCUGUGACGGCGGCCCUCCCCUCAACAGAGGGACAGGUAGGAGCCCUGUCCCCACUACCAGGCCGCGCCUGGCCUGGGCUUCCCCCGGAUCCACUGUUGAGCAGGGCUCAGGCUGCCUCCAGAGCGGCCCCUCGGGCUCUGCGGUGCAGACGCGGGGGGGUCACAGCCCGCCCUGCCCACCCCUCGGUGGCUCCCGCGCCCCACCCCAGGCACUGCUGCCCUCCUGUUUGGGAAUACGGGGAACAGAAGGAAUGGAGGCCACCUCCGCAGGCCUCCGGAGGCUGUCGCGGCCCCCAG
Messenger RNA from Leptonychotes weddellii (Weddell seal), 1422 nucleotides. The record is from RefSeq and is a predicted model, not a curated record. Lineage: Eukaryota; Metazoa; Chordata; Mammalia; Carnivora; Phocidae.